AUGCCAUGGAAAGCUUCUUUUACGACAUCAAAACUUCUUCGUUGCGCCCUCCGCAAUAUCUUAUCAACUCAGAAGUGCAUUCCCCGUAUUGCAGGGCGAUCUGUUAUCUUUCCCGCCCAUGGGGGCGAGAUCAUUUUGUGGAGGUGGCCCGGCUUUCACCGGGCUACCGAACUGACGACAACCUCUGUCAAGGAUGAGUCCAGUCCGUCUACCGCCAUGUGGACCCUGAAUCCAUCUGACUCGCGCCUGUACGUUGAUCUUUAA
Colletotrichum lupini is the source of this 264-nucleotide messenger RNA. RefSeq lists its product as uncharacterized. The record is from RefSeq and is a predicted model, not a curated record. NCBI's taxonomy places the organism in Eukaryota, Fungi, Ascomycota, Sordariomycetes, Glomerellales, Glomerellaceae. The transcript has 2 exons. Bases 1 to 264 code for a protein of 87 amino acids.